Messenger RNA from Anolis sagrei ordinatus, 351 nucleotides. RefSeq names its product PAT complex subunit Asterix. Gene Ontology annotation, biological process: protein insertion into ER membrane. The record is from RefSeq and is a predicted model, not a curated record. Lineage: Eukaryota; Metazoa; Chordata; Lepidosauria; Squamata; Anolidae. Gene Ontology annotation, cellular component: endoplasmic reticulum membrane. Gene Ontology annotation, molecular function: protein folding chaperone.
AUGUUGAAGUUAAAGUGGUGUGCCUGGAUUGCUGUCUACUGUUCAUUCAUCAGCUUUGCCAACUCUAGAAGCUCAGAAGAUACUAAACAGAUGAUGAGCAGCUUCAUGUUGUCUAUCUCUGCUGUAGUGAUGUCCUAUCUUCAGAACCCCCAGCCCAUGUCUCCUCCUUGGUGAAGCACUAACCGUUCUUUUUCAGACUUCCUCUUGCAAAGGAGAACUGCCCUCCCUGUUGACAGAGGACAAUUUUCUCAGGCAAUGCAGAUCCACUCUCACAAACUGUGGUGUUGCAAAAGUAUUGGAAGAACUCAUUUUGACAUGUUAAUAAAAUUAUUGUUGGGAAAGAUAAAAAAA